This is a messenger RNA of Colletotrichum godetiae, 752 nucleotides long. RefSeq lists its product as uncharacterized. The transcript is spliced from 3 exons. Bases 120 to 590 code for a protein of 156 amino acids. Lineage: Eukaryota; Fungi; Ascomycota; Sordariomycetes; Glomerellales; Glomerellaceae. The record is from RefSeq and is a predicted model, not a curated record.
UGCUAGGGGGAAUUGGGGACCCCGUGCACGAGCCAGGCGAGAAAGCCCAGUCAGAGUGAAGCGCGGAAUAUCCGCUCCUCCGCAGCUCCGGACUGUUCGGGUCCCACUUUUCGGGAGGAAUGGAUGGCUGCACUUCACCAUUCGCGACGUACAAGGGCAAAAGCUCCAAUAUCGAGUCGAGGCGGGAAAGCGAUUGCCAUCACCACACUAUCCAACCCCUCAAACUGAAAACACAGUCAAAAUGGUAUGUCACUGCUCAAUCGGCGAAUCCGGGUCAAUUGCUAACUCGUGCACAGGGAGGCGGUCCUAAGGUUCCCUACCCCAAGCACGUCUGGUCGCCGGCCGGUGGUUGGUACGCCCAGCCCGCGAACUGGAAGCGUAACACCGCCGUCAUCGGCGCCGUCAUGGCCGGUGUCGUUGCCGUUAUCUGGAAGAUCAGCGCCGAGAAGGAGGUACGCUACGUGAUGCCUCAGGAGGGCCGGUUCUUCCCCAGCAGAUACUGGUCGAAGCAGUUGAUCGAGUACGACAGAGAACAGGCUGCGAGGAAGGCCAAGGAUACGACGCAGGCGGAGGCGAUUCAGAACUCAUAAACGAACGACUCGGACGGUCGGAAAACUUUUGUACAAUGUAAAUAUGGUACCCCAGGAAUUGAGCGCCGCGCGGUAGCGGCAGUUGCGAACAUUGGAUGGUCCCUCGAUCCUUUACCUCUUCGCUUCUACUAGCAGCACUUUACCUUGCUCUGUGAUGAAUCC